ACAUCACCAAUCUACUUCUGGCGGGAAACCGGGCAAGAAGGCUACCUCUCCCAAUGGUGGACCUCCAACCCCUUCACCCAAUCUCCCUCUUCACCCUCAUCCUCCUCCACACCCAUAACAUUCAAGUCAGCAGAACACUACAUGAUGCACGCGAAAGCUCUCCUCUUCACCGACCUCGCCGUCGCCCUAUCCAUCCUCAAAGCAGACCACCCGCGUAAAGUCAAAGCCCUCGGCCGUAAAGUGCACAAUUUCAACGAAGCGCUGUGGAACGAGAACAGAGAGCGCAUCGUUCGCGAGGGCAAUCUCCUGAAAUUCCGUUCUGCGCCAGAGUUACGGAAGAAGUUGUUGGCGACGGGGGAUAGGGAGCUUGUGGAGGCGAGCCCGAUGGAUCGGAUCUGGGGGAUCGGGUUCGCGCCGGAUAAGGCAGCCAGUGCGGAUCGGGGUAGGUGGGGGUUGAAUUUGCUGGGUAAGAUUUUGAUGGAGGUUAGGACGGUGUUGAGGGAGGAAGAAGAGGUUGAGGAGGAG
This is a messenger RNA of Colletotrichum acutatum, 525 nucleotides long. RefSeq lists its product as uncharacterized. Lineage: Eukaryota; Fungi; Ascomycota; Sordariomycetes; Glomerellales; Glomerellaceae. The transcript has a single exon. The record is from RefSeq and is a predicted model, not a curated record. The annotation marks the transcript as partial.